AGACGAUAGAGAAAAAUGGGUGAACUGCUGAAUUUAUCAGAUGAAAUUUUAGUUCACAUCCUGGCGUAUUUGUGUAGUGUAGACCUUAUUCAGCUGUACAAAGUGAAUAAACGGAUAUGGAAUUUAUCUCGAGAUAAAACCCUGAGUAGAAGGUUAAACUUCAGAAGAGAGGCAAGGUUUGAUCUGAAAGAUUUUAAGAAGUACCUUUCUAACCCAGUUUUUGAGAAUAUUGAGGCUUUGAACUUGAAUUCUAUUUACUGGAUACCAGCUCGGGAAUUCAGGUUCUUGAUAAAAUGUAAGAAGUUGAAAUGUUUACAUAUUGCUGACACGAAACUAUUAAGCCAGGAUGUUCUAGCGUUCUUGGCAGAAUUACCUCUUCUAGAGAAUAUUUCCUUUUCUUGGAAUCUUGCAACUCCAAUCCGCAGUAGCUUCCCUGGGAUCAAAACCGCUAACAUUCACUUCAUCUGCACAAAAGACACAAGAGGAAGUCCGAGUCUAAAAGAUUGGUUUCCUGCACUGCAGUGUGCCCGGGUAUAUGUUGAAAAGAUUACCUCUAACAGCUUCAAUCUUCCAGGCUUCCCUAAACUUGCAGUUUGCUUCGACAGCAUUACAGAGUGCAUAGUGGAGUCCAAUGAGGAGAGUGUAAUAAGUUUACCUGAUCUGAUAAACAAGGACAAGGAUGAGAUAAAUGUGAAUAGCAUGAAUCCUUCUCCCUCCGAUGUAUCCUCCGCUAAAAGGCUGAAUGUGUGGCCUCAACAGGAGGUGUUUAACUUUGUUCUCAGUGAUCUUCUCAGCCAAGAGUUUACGAGGCUAACCUCAUUUAGGUGUGAUGUGAUUAGCUUGACAACAUUAGAUGGCGGAAUUCAACUUUUUCAAGAUUUUAUUCUUCAAGUCAAGAACACAUUGACGGAGGUGAGACUGUAUCAGAUUACCAGCGCCACCUGUAGUAGUGAGGUGUUGGAAAAAUCAGAUCAAAUCCUUAAUUCUCUUCCUUCCCUUAGUGCUCUUACUCUGCUUUACCUUAGGAAUGUGAAAAUUCCUGUGGGGAAGAAGCUGUUUGAGAAACUGUUUACUGGAUGCCAACAGCUGGAAAACUUGAUUCUAGAAGAAGUCCCUAGUCUGACCCCUAAGUAUCAACUUCUACAAGAAUUGUCUACACAGUUACAUACAUCCAACCUUAGACAUUUCUGGUUUGGGAUGAAGAGUUGGAUAACCACGGACCGGCAGCUAAUACCGGCAUUAAAAUCCUGUUCUUCUCUUCAAUCCUGUAUUCUAGUAGAUAACUCCAGAGCUAUUCCCAGGAAGUUGGAUAUAAGCAGAUUAGAUAAUAUUGUGACUGGGUGUAAAGCUUUGGAGUUUUUAUAUCUUGAAACCCCAGCUAUUACACUCGCGGAUUCUAAACUGCUCAAGAGUCGGUUAAACCAGACUAGGAAGGAAAGACCGUGGUUUGUUUGCUGUGUAGGACAAGACUCUAAAAUACGAGAGGAUCCCGAUAUUCCAGUUUGUUUUAAGAAACUAAUCCAGCAUUCCUGCAGUACAUUUAUUUAAACAAUAAUAUUCCUGAAGUACAUGUAUCUAAGCAAUAUUGUUCCUGCAGUACAUUUAUCUAGACACUAAUAUUCCUGCAGUACAUUUAUUUAAACAAUAAUAUUCCUGCAGUACAUUUAUUUAAACAAUAAUAUUCCUGAAGUACAUGUAUCUUAGCAAUAUUGUUCCUGCAGUACAUUUAUCUAGACACUAAUAUUCCUGCAGUACAUUUAUUUAAACAAUAAUAUUCCUGAAGUACAUGUAUCUAAGCAAUAUUGUUCCUGCAGUACAUUUAUCUAGACACUAAUAUUCCUGCAGUACAUUUAUCUAAACAAUAAUAUUCCUGAAGUACAUGUAUCUAAGCAAUAUUGUUCCUGCAGUACAUGUCUCUAAACACUAAUAUUCCUGCAGUACAUGUUUCUAAACAAUAAUAUUCCUGCAGUACA
Molecule: messenger RNA, 1973 nt
Organism: Eurytemora carolleeae
Lineage: Eukaryota; Metazoa; Arthropoda; Copepoda; Calanoida; Temoridae
Exons: 16
Coding region: 16-1548 (510 amino acids)
Molecular function (GO): protein binding
Source: RefSeq, a predicted model, not a curated record